AUGCCUUGCGCAGGCAACCCCGAGGAAGACUGCGGUGCUGCCGACCGGAUUAGCGUCUACUACAAUGGCAAUCCUUUGCCCACCGUCCAACCUACCGCAGGAACGUUCUCUUACACGGGGUGUUACACGGAUUCUGUAUCGAACCGUGUAUUGCCGUUCAAGGCGGAUUUUCCGUUUGGCACUGAUCCCGAUAGGUGCACUGCAGCUUGCAAGACCUCGGGAUAUCAGUACGCGGGUCUCGAGUUCGGGUCUGAGUGCUGGUGUGGAGACUCCGUCGCUCUGGGAAUACGGCAGUCAGACGACGAAUGCUAUAUGAGGUGCCAAGGGAGUGCUCUACACAUUUGUGGUGCUCCUGACAGGUUGACUCUGUACGAAGACAACGAUGUACAAUAG
Messenger RNA from Pleurotus ostreatus (oyster mushroom), 393 nucleotides. RefSeq lists its product as uncharacterized. The record is from RefSeq and is a predicted model, not a curated record. The transcript is spliced from 3 exons. Bases 1 to 393 code for a protein of 130 amino acids. NCBI's taxonomy places the organism in Eukaryota, Fungi, Basidiomycota, Agaricomycetes, Agaricales, Pleurotaceae.